This is a messenger RNA of Rhagoletis pomonella (apple maggot), 4719 nucleotides long. RefSeq names its product signaling mucin MSB2-like. The transcript has 7 exons. Gene Ontology annotation, biological process: potassium ion transmembrane transport; stabilization of membrane potential. Gene Ontology annotation, molecular function: potassium ion leak channel activity. NCBI's taxonomy places the organism in Eukaryota, Metazoa, Arthropoda, Insecta, Diptera, Tephritidae. Gene Ontology annotation, cellular component: membrane. The record is from RefSeq and is a predicted model, not a curated record. Bases 606 to 3371 code for a protein of 921 amino acids.
GAAAAACAAGUGAAGCAAAAAGUAAAAGAAAGUAGAAAAAAACUAAAAGAAAAAUUACCAAAAAAAAAUACGGUAGGCGUGAGCAAAAGUGCAGAAAAUAUGGACGAACAAGUGAACGGAAGCGGAUGACACCAAUUGCUGUGAAGUGACAAUGAAAAUAGUAGUUGUUGGUGUUAAAAAAAGAGCAUAGCAAGAAGAAAAAAGUACUAAAAAAAACAACAAAACACCAACAACAACAAUGCUGCCAACUCUCAACAAGCCUGACCUGACGGUUGGCCGCCCUGUCUGAAAUGGAUGAUUUAUAAGAAUCAAGGAGAAGAAUACUCCAAACUACUAGCGAUUGAAAUAGAAAGCCAAGCAAAAGUAAAGAAAUCCACCCCAGCAGCUGUUGGAAAAAUCAGCGAAACGAAUUCAUAUCAAACUUUGUGCUGACUGCUUAGGGCAGCUGGCGGAGCUGCAUAGAAAAUUACGAAACUAAGAAUAGCACGAAACAACAAAAUCCCCAGCAGCAACAGCAGUUGCAGUUCCAGCAUCAGUGAGGAAACGAAGUACUGCUUCUUUGUCAGCCAAAAUGCCAACCUGCGUGCAAAACUACUCCUCCGCCUAUGCUAGCAAGCCUACAGCCAUUGCAUAACAGCCGCAGACUUCUUUACACCGAUCAUAGCCACAACAUGAACAUCGAACAACAUAAGUUCCCCCCACCACCACCACCAUCCGCGAGUCUGCUGUCCGACAGCGGUUACACCAAUGGCUAUGCCACACCCAGCAACAGCAGUAUUACAACGACUUCAGCGGACACCUCUGCGUCGUCGCCCGCCUCGCAGACAACCACCUACGUGAACAUACCGAUAAUACCGCAUAGCCAACUUAAUGCAUCCGCGUCGUCUACAUCUUCCGCCUCCCCACCGCUGCCGCCGCCGCCGCCGUCUGCUAUCUCCAUGAUGGGUAGCACCAACACACCCGGCGCUGGUGGCGGCACAAGCACCUUUAAAACACCACUGCUACCCAUGCCCACGCUCGAGGACAUCGAAGGCGGUUUGCUAGCAGUCACGACGACUUCUAACACGCCCGUUCCUAUGCCUGUGGGCAUACUGAAGUAUCCGAAUGCUGCCUCAGCGGCGGCCGCAGCAUCUGUGGCAUCAACACCACUCAGCCUGCCACCCUCUACGUUGAGUAUGUGCGGUGGUGGCAUGGGCCCUGGACCACCGCUGCAGUCACAAACGCCUGCGUUAUCAUUGCCCGCCUCUACUGCUACGAGCGGAUAUUUGAGUAGUGUGGCGACUACCUAUCAGUCAGCAGCGCACGCACAUCAGCAACAACAGCAACUACCACCUGCCACACUCUCAUUAGCCAGCGAUAUGAUGCAGCAUGCAACAACGCCCAUAACGGUGCUUUCGCUGCAACACUCCGCACAGCAAACACAACUACCACCGCCGCCUUCUGUGGGUAUACUUAAUAGCAACAGCGGCGUAACUCUAGGCAUAAGUGGGGGUAGCAAUGCCAGCGCGGGGCGCAGCAAUCAUCUGUCAAACGUGGGAGGCGGAAUGGGUGGCUCUGUCGGCGCUGCAACCGGUGCUUCGGAUUCGAAACGUUCAUCGAAGUGCUGUACCUGCUUUGGCAGUGGGAACUCGUCAUCAUCAACGAAGUCGCAGCAGAAAAAACGGUGCAAGCAGAAGUCACAGACGAUUUGGUCGGCGCUGCUGACGAAUUUGGGAAUUUGCGCGCUGCUGCUGGCCUACACGCUACUGGGUUCAUUCAUAUUUCUAACAAUCGAGAGCGAAGACUCAACGUUCCUGCAUCACCAUCAUCACCAUCAUAGUCAUCAUGCAGUGCUGCAACGACAACGCCAGCAGCAGCAACAGCACCAACAACAACAACAGCAACAGCAACGUACACUUGCAUCAACCAAACGUGGUAGUGGCAGUGGCGGUAAUGUGGCAAAUAUUUAUCACACUUCACCCGAACAAACGCAUCUGGACAAUGGCACAGCGUUAUCGUCAGUAACCGCAUACUCCUCGCUAGCCACCUCUUCCUCCUCCUCGUCAGCUUCCUUGGCAUCCUCAUCUGCAUCAUUAUCUGGCGCUACGUAUUCUUCUACGUCAAAUGCUGAUUCUUCUUCUGUUCCCAAUGCCAUGCUGGAGGGCAUUGUACCAUUGAGCGAUGAGAAUGGCGACCCGGGCGCUGGGGAUUUUAGUUAUGGUGAUGAGUUGAGCGGUGAUGGCGUCACUUCGGCGCACUUGGCGCUGUCGGCGGACACACAGGAAGUACGACAACGCACCAUUGAGAAUAUCUGGGAUAUAACGGUGUCACUGAAUAUACUCUACAAGGAGAAUUGGACAAAGCUAGCUGCGCUGGAGAUUGCCAAAUUUCAAGACCAAUUAAUCAAGAGACUGAAUGAGGAUGCACUAUUGCAAUUAUCACAUGAAAUGGAUGGCGGCCUGGCUGGUGCGAGCGGUAGUGGCGCAGCGAUUGCUGGUAAUAGUCCAGCCACGGAAGCUGUACUCCUGCACACACAUGGCGGUCAAUAUGGGCAUGGCAACGGGCCGCAUGAAUGGAAUUUCGCUAAAGCGUUUCUCUACUCACUAACGGUGCUAACGACGAUUGGCUAUGGCAAUAUUGCACCACGCACAACACUCGGCCGUUUGGUUACGCUCGUCUAUGCCAUUUUUGGCAUACCACUUACGCUCGUUUAUCUCUCCAGCACCGGCGGCAUUCUGGCGAAAGUGGCACGCGAAGUGUUCUCCAAAGCGCUGUGCUGUUGCCUUUGCUCAAAUUGCGGCUAUUGUUGUUACGAUGAAAAGCGUAUGGCCGAAAAAGAGCGCCGCAUGAAACGCAAACGACAACAGGAGGAAUUACGUAAACAGCAGGCUGCCUUACAGGAACCCUAUUUUGUACACGACUCAUUUCCAACAACCGAAAAACAAUCAAACCUAGCGGGUAGUGGCACACAAAUGCUGCCACCUGAUAUCGAUUCACUGAGCGCCAGCGAAUCACGUGGCUCAAUGCACGGGCUAAGUAUAUUGGCGCCAAUUUUGUUGUGUCUUUCGAUGAUGGUUAUUUACAUACUAAUCGGUGCGGUGGUAUUGUAUCGACUAGAAGAUUGGCCUAUACUCGAUGGCAUCUACUUUUGUUUCAUGAGUUUGUCCACAAUCGGUUUCGGUGAUAUGCUACCGGGGUUACGGCGUGAGUCCACUGCAACUACAUGGUUUUGUUCGAUAUACAUAAUGUCCGGCAUGGCAUUGACAGCGAUGUGUUUUAAUGUUAUACAUGAGGAAAUUGUGCAUCGCAUCAAAAUUGUGGUGGAAUUCAAGAAAGGUGCUAACGUAUUGGAUACGAUGAGUGAGGAGCAGGGAUACUAUAUGCCGCCUUGACAAUAUGAAAAGGGCACAAGUUUGUACAAACGUAAUCCCACCGAAGAGACGCUGGUAUCGGGCACACCCACUUCACUCACCUAUGGCGCUCAACUGGAAACGGAUCUAAAUCAAAUGCAGCAAAUGAAGGAAUAUAUUAAUCACGAGCUCGUACCUAUACUCACCAUGGAUCCAAAUAGCUCGUCAACAAGCUCUACACAUCUGCUGAAGGGCAGUGGUGCCACUUUAAAUAAUUUGACGCCAUACACAAGCGCUACAGCCACUGCUACUACGCCAACAAAUAUUCUGCCAACUGGUAUGGGUAUGUCUACCUUAAAUACGCCGCUCUUGGAGGAAUCCGCGCAGUCUUGUUUGGAAACUAUCGUUAGCGGCAGCGGACCACAGGCGACGUUGGGAGUUUACACGCUCAGUGAGGAGCCGGAAAUGGAUAGUUAAAUUAACUAGGCAAAGUAGAGAAAAAAUUUAAGACAAAUGGAAAACAAUGGUAGAUUUAGUAUUUGUAAAUUAGCGGAAGUCUAGCGCUAGGAAGGUUGUUUGUUCAUGUUUUUUUACUUUUCUUUUGUAAAUACUGAACUGUACUAUAGAUGAAAAUGAUAACUGUAGAGAUACAUACAUACGUAUAUCAGGCGAAAACAAAAUUUUGGAAAAUAUUGCAACUGCACGCAUGUGAAUACUAUAAUCAAUAAUCAAAUAAUAUUCGAAGUAUGCAUUACACUCCGAUUGAAGACAAGAUAACUUCCAGCGCUUUGAGUUGCCCUCCAUUAAUUCUCAGUGAAGUCGACUUCCACUAGAAUAAGUCGGACCAUUUAACAGCGGCAAAUAUUUAACGAUUUUCGUUUUCUUGCAGAUUAUCGUCCUUUUCUAGCCUUUUUGAAGCCGAGUUCGUUAAAAUCGACAAACUCGGUUUGGCAAGGAUAUGAAUCGAUAGCCAAGAAUUGAUUCAGUCUGUCUGAACAUUGGUAAUUCAAAACAAAUAGAAAACGUGUUGAUGUUUUUCUAAGAUAUUUCAUAAUAAACUUCUCAGCUUUGCUAGAUUUUUUUGUACGCAAAAACACACCCGAAAACACCCUCCUGAAAACGGAUUGAAAUAGAGAUGCUUAUAAAAAGCAACAAAAUAGCUCAGAGAUUUUUUUCUUCUUUAUUUAAAGCAACAAGAUUACGGAAAUCGGCGAAAUAUGGUACUUGUACAUACAACUCUCCGUUUGCAAACAGAGAAACGUACUCGUAUAAUCUAAAAUAUUCUAAUGCUUACAAACGUAUGUAAAUAACAACAACAAAAACGAAUGCCCGUGCAUAGGUAAUGGAUAAAUUACUUAAAUCAUAAAAAAAUAACACCCAAAUUCAUAAA